Guyanagaster necrorhizus is the source of this 506-nucleotide messenger RNA. Its product is annotated as secE/sec61-gamma protein. Gene Ontology annotation, molecular function: transmembrane protein transporter activity. Gene Ontology annotation, cellular component: membrane. Gene Ontology annotation, biological process: intracellular protein transport; protein targeting. NCBI's taxonomy places the organism in Eukaryota, Fungi, Basidiomycota, Agaricomycetes, Agaricales, Physalacriaceae. The transcript is spliced from 5 exons. Bases 28 to 240 code for a protein of 70 amino acids. The record is from RefSeq and is a predicted model, not a curated record.
CUGCUUCUUCUUACCACCACCAUCGUCAUGUCUGAAAAACUACGGGAAUUCAUCGAAAUACCUCAGCAAUUUGCUCGUGACGGGAACCAGUUCCUUACACGUUGCACAAAACCUUCCUCGAAAGAAUUCGUUCAGAUUUGCCGUGCUGUUGCUGUAGGCUUUGCCGUCAUGGGAUUUAUCGGCUACUUUGUCAAGCUCAUUCAUAUCCCGAUCAACAAUAUUCUUGUUGGAGGUGCUUAAUUCGGUUCUUCACCUGUAUCAGACUUUGGAAUGGACGAACUUGUGUGGUUGUAAAGCUCGAUGCCAUCCUGCUUUUGCCUCAAAUAUUAUAUGCCAGCGUAAAGUUAUACGUUUCCUAGCGGUAAUACAGAUACAGAGGAAUCACAAGUGGGACCCUGGAUCUGUGUAAGGCGAAGAUUACUAGUAGAUCCAUAGCUUAAUAGGUUUUGGGAGGAAAUGUUCGCAGGCGGUUGUGGUCUGCAGAAACGCCAAGCUCGUAACAAGUC